Trichophyton rubrum CBS 118892 is the source of this 516-nucleotide messenger RNA. RefSeq lists its product as uncharacterized. Lineage: Eukaryota; Fungi; Ascomycota; Eurotiomycetes; Onygenales; Arthrodermataceae. Gene Ontology annotation, biological process: transport. The record is from RefSeq and is a predicted model, not a curated record. Bases 1 to 516 code for a protein of 171 amino acids. The transcript is spliced from 2 exons. Gene Ontology annotation, molecular function: transmembrane transporter activity.
AUGUCUGCGGAUUUCUGGGCUGGGUACCUCAGCGGAGCCGUGGGGAUAGUCAUUGGCAACCCGCUUGAUGUAAUUAAAGUGCGUCUUCAAGCUACUUCAGCUGGAAUAAAAGGAUCAAAUGCAUUCUACUCCCGUCAGUUUGAGUCGAAAAGCUCGUUAGUUCGAGGUGCUGCGGCUCCAGUCCUAACAUAUGGCGCCUUGAAUGCCCUACUAUUUACUAGCUACAACCGCAGCUUGACAACUUUGGAGCCACGAGUGCAGAACCCCACAGAGCCCCUAGAGGCUACCCUAGGGCAAAUAUGGCUUGCCGGGGCAGUUGGAGGAAUGGUUAGCUGGCUGAUUUCCUCACCUACGGAGCUUGUGAAAUGUCGAGUCCAGGUGCAUAGAGGCACUGGUGCUGAAGCAGUAUCCUCAUGGGAAGUUGCUAAGAGUAUUGUUCGAAGUAAUGGAGUGAAGGGGCUAUAUUUUGGUGGAGGCGUUACAAGCGCGAGAGAUGCAGUGGGAUACGGAUUCUAG